UUCUUUUCUUUAGUGUUGGCCCAUUAAAGCCCAUCAAAGGAAACGACUCUUUUUCUUCUUUCUUCUUCGCGAGGGUUUUACAGAAAUCGAAAUUGGGAAUGGCGAAAUCUUGCAAGGGUCUGGCUCAGGAGCUCGUGAAAUGCUUGAGCGAAUCCGACUGCGUUAAGGUAGAGAAUCGGCCGUACAGAGAAUGCGCCAAGGAGAAGAGCCCUAAGAUUUCUAGCGAGUGCGUUGGCCUUAGAGAAACCUAUUUCAAUUGCAAGAGAGGACAGGUCGACAUGAGAGCUCGAAUUCGUGGAAACAAGGGAUACUAAUUCGCCAAUUAUAGUGAAAAAUGAACCUCAUAGCAAGAACAAAAACGAUUAAUUUUUUCGAGCAUAUUAGAGUUUUCGAUUGAAUGUACAGAAACGAGUCAUGAUCGUCGCUAUGCCUAUGUUCAAAUUGUCGAGUUCUUGAAAACGACGACAAACUUCACCGAUCACUGGUAAGCAAUCCUACUAAUCGACUUAAAAUUUGAAUC
Andrographis paniculata is the source of this 520-nucleotide messenger RNA. RefSeq lists its product as uncharacterized. Gene Ontology annotation, cellular component: mitochondrion. The transcript has 3 exons. The record is from RefSeq and is a predicted model, not a curated record. Bases 99 to 314 code for a protein of 71 amino acids. NCBI's taxonomy places the organism in Eukaryota, Viridiplantae, Streptophyta, Magnoliopsida, Lamiales, Acanthaceae. Gene Ontology annotation, biological process: mitochondrial respiratory chain complex IV assembly.